AUGGAAUCCUUACUUGACUGGUUUCUCAAUACGACAAACAUCCCUAUGAGGAUUUCCUGGUCCCAAUGGUUGCGGCAGAGCAGUUCCAUGCGGAUUGCGUGUCGUACGAUAUGCUUGCUUCCUCGGCCCACAGCUAAAAGUUAUAGUGCACAAGUCGGUCAUCAGUCAUCCUUCCAGCCAAUCAGCUUUCCUGGGACCCCACUUUCUUAA
Messenger RNA from Dovyalis caffra, 210 nucleotides. NCBI's taxonomy places the organism in Eukaryota, Viridiplantae, Streptophyta, Magnoliopsida, Malpighiales, Salicaceae. The record is from the annotation of a GenBank genome assembly.